AUGUCUGCAGCCACCGCCGGCGAUCCGCACGCUGCGGAAGUCCCCAGCAGCCAGCCUACCGAGAAAAAGCACAAGCGCUCCAAGUCCGACCACAAGAAGAAGCGGUUGCGCGAGGACGAUGACGGCGCCGUGGUAGCUGAGACUCCGCGCAAGCAGAAGAAGACCAAGAGCGAGAGCGCCGAUGAGGCGGAGGUAGAGAAGUCGCACGAGGUGGUGGAUGAGAAGGUCGAGAAGAAAAAGAAGAAGAAGAGUAAAGAGGAGGGCGAAGAUGGAACGAACAAGAAGGAGAAGAAGAGCAAACGCAGAGAAUCUGCUGUGAUGGACGCCAUGGAUGUGGAUGGCACCGAGGAGAAGACCGAGAAGAAAAAGAAGAAGGACAAGAAGAGGAUAGAUGACACGCAAGAAGCCGAGCCUUCAGAUGAGGAGAAGAAAGAUAAGAAGAAAAAGAAGCACAAACCCAAAGAGCCCGUCACGAUGGACAUUCCCAUCCGCGAAGCACAGCCGAGCACCGACAUCCCCUCCGACUCCGACUUCCCCUUCUACACGCAAACCAUCUCCCUCUAUGUCCCCUUCUUCCCCGCCGGUUUCGAUAAACCCCUCACAAACAUCGCCGCCCAGCACCUCGACCCCCUACUCAACCACUACUCCCCCAUCUUGCGUGGCGUCCUCCUCAGCUACUCCAACCUCAACCUGUCCGACCGCCCGGUCAGAGCAAGCACCAUCCAUCCCCCGACAGAUCAAACACCUGCCCUGCUGCACUCCAUCAACGAGUACGCCGUCGGCUUUGGCUGGCUCACUUUCGACGCGCACCUGUUUGUCCCCGCCCGCGGGAAAUGGAUGGAAGGUGUCGUGCAACUCCAAAACGAAGGCCACAUUGGCGUUGUAUGCUGGAAUAAGUUCAACGCCAGCAUCGAGGCGAAGCGUCUCCCCAAGGGCUGGAGGUGGGUCGACCUAGCCAAGGGUAACGCUAACCCCAAACCGGAGCCUCCAGCAGAAGAACAACCACAAGACUCCUCCAAAUCCGACUCCUCCGACGCCCUCGACGGCGAAGAACUUCAAGUUAUCGAGCAGAUGCACACCACCGGCUACUGGGUCACUGCCCAAGGCAAGCGCGUCUCUGGCAAACUGCGCUUCCGCAUCAAAAAUUUUGAUGUCGGUCUUGCAGGCGACUACGGAUACCUCUCCAUCGAAGGUACUUGCUUGGAUGACGCUGAAGAACAAGCGCUCGCGGCUCAGGAACGCGAAAUGGAGCGUCAGCGCCGCGCCAAGCAGCAGGCGCGGGGGGGGUUGUUGAGACCCAUGUCAAGAAGGGUGCCCGAGUUCAGUAUGACAAGGUUUGGGCGCGAGGAGCAGGAGGAAGAUGGGCAGGGCAGGGCGGUGCUAUAUCGCGGGAGCAGGCCCGGAACGCCUGAUGACUAG
This is a messenger RNA of Thermochaetoides thermophila DSM 1495, 1419 nucleotides long. Its product is annotated as DNA-dependent RNA polymerase I subunit a43-like protein. The record is from RefSeq and is a predicted model, not a curated record. Bases 1 to 1419 code for a protein of 472 amino acids. Lineage: Eukaryota; Fungi; Ascomycota; Sordariomycetes; Sordariales; Chaetomiaceae. The transcript has a single exon. Gene Ontology annotation, biological process: DNA-templated transcription initiation. Gene Ontology annotation, cellular component: RNA polymerase I complex.